UCCUGUCAUUCAGAUCAACAUGAAGAUCUCUAUCUUUGCUGGUGUUCUGCUGCUCUCUGCUGCUCUCAUGUUUCUGGGACCAGAAAAUACAGAUGCUCAGCCCAAUGCUCAGUUUGCAAAUCAGCAUAUCAAUGAGGAUAUGAUUCCUGCCCACUGUACCAGAGCGAUGAAUGCCAGAGGACUCGCAGUGAACGGCAACGUCUGUAAAGCGGCCAACACAUUCAUCGGAGACCCUUUGGUCAUGGUCAGAGCCAUCUGUGGUAAUGCAGGAGUGCCACAUAAUGGGGGUCUGAGAGCAAGCAAUGUGCCUUUCCAUAUUAUUGUGUGCAAAGUGAAUCCUCAGGGAGCCGUCCCUCCCUGUCAGUACGUCGGUGAAGCUCUAAACAGCAGAAUUAUAAUCAGAUGUGAUGCCGCUGGCAAUCCUAUUCAAUUUCAUGGAUUACUGUAAUCAUUAACCAUCAGAUAAAUCAGAGUAAUCUGUUAAUACCUGAUGAAUCAGAGUAACUUGUGUCUCCUGUUGAAUAAAACACAUGUGACAGUUUAA
Messenger RNA from Perca fluviatilis (European perch), 544 nucleotides. RefSeq names its product ribonuclease-like. Lineage: Eukaryota; Metazoa; Chordata; Actinopteri; Perciformes; Percidae. Gene Ontology annotation, molecular function: nucleic acid binding. The record is from RefSeq and is a predicted model, not a curated record. The transcript is spliced from 2 exons. Bases 20 to 448 code for a protein of 142 amino acids.